UUUUUGUGUAAUUGUUUUAUAGGGCAGAUUAUACCAGAAAGAAGAUUUGUAGAAGCAAUAAAUCGUCAGGCACAUCAGUAUGAAAUGGGUGACUUUCCAAUAGAGUGGGAAGCAUGGAUAAGGAAGAAAAGAAAGGAUCCACCCACCACUGAGGAGAUUCUUAAGAAUGAAAAUUAUAGAGAAGAAAUGAAACAGAAAAUCAAAGAUGUAUCUGAAAAGGAUAAGCUGCUUCAGACCAAGGAAUACAAGGAGGGACUUGUUGCUGAACCAGCUCAUACUCAUGUUAAAGGCCACGCAUCUGCCCCUUACUAUGGCAAGAAAGAGCCUUCGCAAGAUCCAAUGAGCACUGCAAAUACCUUUCAGCCAGGCUCCUGGAUGCCACCAGGCAGUGGUAGUAAUAAUAAACAACAGUAAUCUGCAGCUAUUGCUAAUGGAUAAAUAUUCUAAGAGACAACACAAACAGCUGUUAUAUAUAUGUGUGCAAUAAAGCAAUAUUAAAGCAGUUUAUUUUUGCAUAACUGUUCAAAUAGGUGUUACCAAGACAAAUGACUGUAAAAUGUUUGAGUUUACUGAAAAACAGGACAUGUUACUAAAUAAGUUUGUUUUCGAUGGUGGUUCAUCAGUUACUCUUGAACGUGGAAGGUUUUCUAGCUAACUUAAUUUUCUUAAAUAAUUCUAAAUUGUUUUUUACUUGAAAAUUCAUUUAUUUUUACAUAGUGUUUGAUGUAAUAAAUUUUAGUUAAUCAGUACACUUAAAUUUUCCCAAACCUAGGUGUCAGUUUAAGAUAAUUAUUCAGAGUGUUUGUUAAGUCCCUUGGCAGUGCCAGUGUGCUUUUCUCUGGCAAGUGGAUGGAAAAAUUUAUUUCAUUAACAGGACUCACCAUGACACUACACUGACUACACACUGUAGUAACCUUGGAGACAUUCUUCCUAGAUUUAAGAAAACAAUCAACAUAUUUGAAUGUUUGAUUUGCAGCCAGCAGUAGGCACAGAAUAAAAUCAGGCUGAGUCCAACUACAGAUAACUACUAUAAUAGAGGUUAGAAGCACUUGGUAAACCUGCUGGAAAAUAACACAGCGUUUGGGACAAGGGACUGUCAAUAAUAAUAUUGAAAAAAUAUUUCUAGUGCAUGUGGGGACUUCCCUAAAUCAUUAGCUAUAUUUAGCCGCAGAUCUCAUUUGCUUAGAGAUGAUGUUUGAGAACCUAAAGUCAAAAUAAAGACCACACAGCUUUUUGAAAAAAGUAUCAAAUUUAUUUAUGCAGUGCAUCUUUCAUCAGUUCUCCUCCAUGUGUUUUAAGCUAUGUAGGUAUCAAAGGUGGAACACAUACACAUGUGACAACACUUGAUAACAAAAAGGUGGAGACUUGAACCCAUGUAUUUAUAAAAUGCCAAAAUGCCAUAUUCUAAUAACCUUGCUUUGACCAACAAAAUUGAAAGGGGAUCAACAAUACUUCACAUUUACUGUAAUUCAUCCCCACUUGUAAUCCCCCUUCGUGUCAGGCAGCUCCACAGUUCUCAUUUGGACAAUGGUAUUAUUUCAAGGUUUUA
Messenger RNA from Athene cunicularia (burrowing owl), 1549 nucleotides. It is a transcript of the gene NDUFAF2, whose product is annotated as NADH:ubiquinone oxidoreductase complex assembly factor 2. The record is from RefSeq and is a predicted model, not a curated record. The transcript is spliced from 4 exons. NCBI's taxonomy places the organism in Eukaryota, Metazoa, Chordata, Aves, Strigiformes, Strigidae. Bases 85 to 414 code for a protein of 109 amino acids.